This is a messenger RNA of Diachasma alloeum, 3020 nucleotides long. RefSeq names its product membrane-associated progesterone receptor component 1 (gene MSBP). Gene Ontology annotation, cellular component: endomembrane system; membrane. Lineage: Eukaryota; Metazoa; Arthropoda; Insecta; Hymenoptera; Braconidae. The transcript is spliced from 3 exons. Bases 338 to 943 code for a protein of 201 amino acids. The record is from RefSeq and is a predicted model, not a curated record.
GCCAGUGUCCAACAGCAGUCAUAUCAGUCACCACUGAAGCUGCGCUGCCGCUGCACCUGUAGUACCCGGCUCCCACCAUUUGGUGGCGUUGUUUACUAAACGAACGUCAACGAGCGACUGCUCGUCGCCCCUCCCCCCGCGCCGCGCGGCUCAAACCCAACGGCACGUCUCCACUCGAGUCUUGCGUGAUACUCCCGUGUGUAAUUGUGUGCGACGCAUUUAGCAGCCACUCCAAACCCACCCAUAAUCCUUUUAUUUUCAAUCUCGUUUCAAUUUCGGUGUUGAAAAAAAAACUGGAACACGCGCAUUGGACUGUGUCUCCGAACCAGUGGUCAAGAUGGCCGAACGUGCUGACUCGCCGGCUUCCGGCUCAUCCGGAUCCUCCACGAGUCCCCAGGACGAGUCGUUCAUAGCGAGUUUCAUCGCCGAAAUUGUCAAAAGCCCGAUAAACUUAAUUCUCGUGGGCGUUAUAGCAUUUUUGGUUUACAAGAUACUGAAGAGUAAAACGAAGGCUGAGGCGCCGGCAGUUGAGUUCAGAGAAUUACCCAGGAUCAGGCUUGAUUUUACUGUUGAGGAGUUGAAAAGUUAUGAUGGCAAGGGAGCCGAUGGAAGAAUCCUUGUGGCUGUCAAUGGGAGUGUCUAUGAUGUCACGAAAGGCAGGAGAUUCUAUGGACCAGAUGGACCUUACGCAGCCUUCGGUGGACGGGAUGCCAGCAGAGGACUUGCGACAUUCUCAGUGGUCCCGGGUAAGGAUGAAUACGAUGACCUGAGCGACCUCAACACAACGGAAAUGAAUUCAAUCCUCGAGUGGGAAGAGCAGUUCAAGGAGCGCUAUCACUACGUCGGAAAACUAUUGAAACCAGGCGAGGCACCGACAAACUACUCCGACGAAGAGGAUGAGGGCAGUCAGCAGGAGUCUGAGACAAAGUCCAAGGAUGAUUGACCGCACCAAGGCGCAUUGACAAAAAUAUUUUCACUGAACACUCAGCGCACAUCACUGUUGAAAACUUCUCCAACUUUGACAUUCGCUAUUAAACUUUUUAAUGUCCUGUUAUGGACAUCGCGUGUCUGACAUCAACAAAAACAUCUCUCAAAUCAUGCAAGGAGUGCAUACAAAUAAGGCAAUGGAAUGAGGGAAAAAUUACUGUGACUGUUUGUAUGAUUCGUUAGAGACUUGAGUUGAGUGACUCUACAUGUUUACCGGGAACACUCUUUAAAUACUUGAAAAAUGAUUUUUAUAUAUGUACAGAUGAAGUUUUUCUACUAUUAUCGAUUGAAGUAGAAACACUUAGGUUUUGUUUGUACUUUGAAUGCAGUAGAGGAGUGGUAAAACGUAAAAGUAAAAAAUCAGGCACAUCUUAUUAAAUAUUAAAUUAACUUGAUAACAAGUGGAUUUAGGGGAAAAUGUCACAUAUUAUUUUUUGUUGGGAAUUUUUCCAGCUACGAAAAAGGUCUUCUGACAUUUUCUCCUAAAAUCACUCGUUCUUAAUAUAAAUGCAUAAUUUACAACGUCAAAUUUGACAUGUUAUGGGAUACCACUUGGCUAGUGGAUUGAAAGGAAUAUUUUAUCUGUUAUAGCUUCACUGGGUCAUGAUAAUGGCCCACGAAGUCCUGUCUGGUUUUUCAUGCCCUUGUUAUUACCGCAAUUUCAAAUUUCAUUUAUUUACGAUGAAAAAAUGAUAGUAAAAUCAGUGGAACUAUACCGAGAAUGCCCUGUUUGUUGAAUUUAUUUCUCUCAUUGUUGCACUUUGUGAAAACACAGCAUGAAUUAGCUCCAGUAUGAGGAAUAUUGUACGUUGAUGAUGAAUAUUUUAUAGUCAUGCCAAUUGUUCGUAUGAAAAAUUUUCAAUAAGAUCUCGCCUAUCAAUUAAUCUGAUAUUUAUAACGCAAUAUCAGGAUAUGGGAAUUUAAAGAGGAGGAUAUUUUUCCAAUGUCCAUGGAGAAAUGAAAAUUAAUGCUAUUCCUGGCAAUGAAAUUGUAAAAGCUGUGUGUCUUCGAAUUCUGAUAAUUUCCUAUAAAAAUGUACAUUUCCAGAGUUUUUUAAUAAUUCAUGGGGGUUUUUGAACAACUCCAACUUAUUCUUUUUUAAUUUUUACAUUCAAUCAGAAUAAAAUAAAUUAUGAUAACGUUUACAUUACGGAUUUUUCGGUGGAUUCAAGAAUUUGUUACUCUCAAUUACCUCGGGGGGAUUCCUCAAUUCGUCAUUAGACUCUGGCUGUAUGGGUUGGCAGGUAAAUUUCAAGGCAACUUCAAUCAGGCUAUUCCGACGACUUUAUAAGACACGGUGAAUGCGAUGCACUUUAAGAGGAGACUGCACUGGAAUUUCGAAAUCACUAGUGCCUUCAUCCGUAGUGCUGAUCACUACGAGAAAAAGGCGUUAGAGGAAUAAAAUCUCCGAAGCGUCCUCAUGGCGCAUGAGAGUUCUCCAUCGGUUGACUCAAAUUUUAGUUCACAGAUACAUAAUAUGUACGCAAACCUAACUAAAUGUGUUUUUUUUUUAAAUUUCGAUUUCUUGAGUUUUUGGAAUUUUUUUCUCAGAACUGACUGAGGUGAGAAAUUUGAAAUUAGUACUGGAUAGUAGUAAUUAAAAAGUUUAUUAGUAAUGUUCAACUACAUAAAUCAUUGAAGUAGGAAUCUGUUCUGAUUUUCCUGAUCAUUUAUUCAUAAUAUAGUAAGAAAAAUCAUUUAAAAAAUCUAAAAAAGUUUAUGUUCCAAUGAUUCACUAGGUACUUCAAUUUGAAUAAUUUUUCAGAUUUUUCACGGGUAUCAAUUUCGAAAAGAAAAAUUCGAAAAACCCAAAACCUUAAAAUUUUCAAAAAGUUUCAUUUAAUUAUAUUUAUGAACAUAUUGUGUAAGUGUAAACAAUAAUUAAAGUCAAUCGAUUGAAAAUUGCGUCAUGAAGACACUUGACGAUUCCAUCAGUGAUAAAAAUCAAAACCUAAUUGUUUCUUUUUUUUUACAUUAAAACUGAAGUAGUAAACUCACCAGCACACUCAAUAAAGACCUCCAGAAUUAGCUUA